This is a messenger RNA of Homo sapiens (human), 6529 nucleotides long. RefSeq names its product G protein-coupled receptor 37 like 1 (gene GPR37L1). The transcript is spliced from 2 exons. Gene Ontology annotation, biological process: adenylate cyclase-inhibiting G protein-coupled receptor signaling pathway; negative regulation of systemic arterial blood pressure; G protein-coupled receptor signaling pathway. NCBI's taxonomy places the organism in Eukaryota, Metazoa, Chordata, Mammalia, Primates, Hominidae. The coding region runs from base 48 to 1493 and encodes 481 amino acids. Gene Ontology annotation, cellular component: ciliary membrane; membrane; plasma membrane. Gene Ontology annotation, molecular function: G protein-coupled peptide receptor activity; G protein-coupled receptor activity; peptide binding. The record is from RefSeq and is marked validated.
GCACUCACCUGCUCUUCCUGGGCUGGCUGUCUCCUGCUCAUCCAGCCAUGCGGUGGCUGUGGCCCCUGGCUGUCUCUCUUGCUGUGAUUUUGGCUGUGGGGCUAAGCAGGGUCUCUGGGGGUGCCCCCCUGCACCUGGGCAGGCACAGAGCCGAGACCCAGGAGCAGCAGAGCCGAUCCAAGAGGGGCACCGAGGAUGAGGAGGCCAAGGGCGUGCAGCAGUAUGUGCCUGAGGAGUGGGCGGAGUACCCCCGGCCCAUUCACCCUGCUGGCCUGCAGCCAACCAAGCCCUUGGUGGCCACCAGCCCUAACCCCGGCAAGGAUGGGGGCACCCCAGACAGUGGGCAGGAACUGAGGGGCAAUCUGACAGGAGCACCAGGGCAGAGGCUACAGAUCCAGAACCCCCUGUAUCCGGUGACCGAGAGCUCCUACAGUGCCUAUGCCAUCAUGCUUCUGGCGCUGGUGGUGUUUGCGGUGGGCAUUGUGGGCAACCUGUCGGUCAUGUGCAUCGUGUGGCACAGCUACUACCUGAAGAGUGCCUGGAACUCCAUCCUUGCCAGCCUGGCCCUCUGGGAUUUUCUGGUCCUCUUUUUCUGCCUCCCUAUUGUCAUCUUCAACGAGAUCACCAAGCAGAGGCUACUGGGUGACGUUUCUUGUCGUGCCGUGCCCUUCAUGGAGGUCUCCUCUCUGGGAGUCACGACUUUCAGCCUCUGUGCCCUGGGCAUUGACCGCUUCCACGUGGCCACCAGCACCCUGCCCAAGGUGAGGCCCAUCGAGCGGUGCCAAUCCAUCCUGGCCAAGUUGGCUGUCAUCUGGGUGGGCUCCAUGACGCUGGCUGUGCCUGAGCUCCUGCUGUGGCAGCUGGCACAGGAGCCUGCCCCCACCAUGGGCACCCUGGACUCAUGCAUCAUGAAACCCUCAGCCAGCCUGCCCGAGUCCCUGUAUUCACUGGUGAUGACCUACCAGAACGCCCGCAUGUGGUGGUACUUUGGCUGCUACUUCUGCCUGCCCAUCCUCUUCACAGUCACCUGCCAGCUGGUGACAUGGCGGGUGCGAGGCCCUCCAGGGAGGAAGUCAGAGUGCAGGGCCAGCAAGCACGAGCAGUGUGAGAGCCAGCUCAACAGCACCGUGGUGGGCCUGACCGUGGUCUACGCCUUCUGCACCCUCCCAGAGAACGUCUGCAACAUCGUGGUGGCCUACCUCUCCACCGAGCUGACCCGCCAGACCCUGGACCUCCUGGGCCUCAUCAACCAGUUCUCCACCUUCUUCAAGGGCGCCAUCACCCCAGUGCUGCUCCUUUGCAUCUGCAGGCCGCUGGGCCAGGCCUUCCUGGACUGCUGCUGCUGCUGCUGCUGUGAGGAGUGCGGCGGGGCUUCGGAGGCCUCUGCUGCCAAUGGGUCGGACAACAAGCUCAAGACCGAGGUGUCCUCUUCCAUCUACUUCCACAAGCCCAGGGAGUCACCCCCACUCCUGCCCCUGGGCACACCUUGCUGAGGCCCCAGUAGGGGUGGGGAGGGAGGGAGAGGCCGCCACCCCCGCCGGUGUCUGCUGUUCUUUCCCCAUAGGUCUUGCUUUGUUGCCUGUCUUGCUGUCUAGGGAUGGACUUGGUUCCUCUUGUCAAGGUUUGGGAAUGUCAAAGCCCCCUCCCCACACAGGGCCUUUCCUGUCCCUUGUGGGGCCUUCCAACCCUGUCCUUUCCACUGGUGGGCGGUGAUGCUUCUAGGUCCUUAGAACUGCCCAGAAACUCUGAGUCCCAGCAGCUGGGAGCCAGAACUUUGCCUGCCCUCCCUUGGUUCCAGUCUCUCUUCUCUCUCUCUGCCUUGGAACCUGACCAUACUUUAGUUGUGCCCUUCCCAGGCAUCAUCCUCCUACCACCAACCUGGGGCCCCAUCUUGGAAUGGGGGCUCCUUGGGGCCAGCCCAGUGUGGCUCACCACACUCUUCUUUUUUUUUUUUUUUUUUUUUGAGAUGGAGUCUUGCUCUGUUGCCCAGGCUGGAGUACAUUUGCCUGAUGUCAGCUCCCUGCAACCUCCGCCUCCUGGGUUCAAGCGAUUCUCCUGCCUCAGCCUCCUGAGUAGCUGGGAUUACAGGUGUGCACCAACACACCCGGCUAAUUUUUGUAUUUGUAGAAGAGGCGGGGUUUCACCAUGUUGGCCAGGCUGGUGUUGAACUCCUGACCUCAAGUGAUCUGCCUGCCUUGGCCUCCCAAAGUGCUGGGAUUACAGGUGUGAGCUGCCACGCCCAGCCCCAGUACACUCUUCUCUGGACCAGAUCUGUCCCAGUCCUGGAUGCCUCCUCCUACUGGUGCCUUCUUUUCUUCCAGAGGAUUUCUCUCUCCUUCCUCCUCCUUUCUUUGGGAUCCCUGGGUUGCCCUGUCCCAACCUCCUUGUUAGGUGCUUUCCCAUAGGAGGCCCUUCUUGAGAAACAAUAAACUAGGUAGAACUACCCCUAUGCCCAUCCACUUUCUUGUGCCACAUUCUGGCAGGGCCCAGAUGCAGCUGGGCCUUCCUGGCCUGGCAGUGCCUAGGAGAAUUUCUCCUGACCUGGCCUGGCCUGUGGCUGAUGUUCAGAACAGCCUUGUGGCCGAUGUUCAGAACAGCCUUGUGGCCCUGGCGACUCCAAGGGUUUUAUGGCUUUUGAGGGACAGAGAGGAUGGAGGGCUUGGGGAGCCGGAGGACCUAAGUCCUCAUCCUGGCCUAAACCCCAUGCUCCUUGGGAAGUCAAAAGCCUGGAAAAUAUCUCCUCUGGAGCCUUCAUCUCUGCUAUGCCCUCUCUCCACAAAGCCCCCCUUGGAGGGAGUCCAGUGGUCUUUCCUCUGUGAGCCCCAGGGCUUCCCAGCCUUUGUCACUCUGAGAGCUGCUCUUGUUCAGUUUCUUAGAAUGGACUGUUUUGCCUGUAGACGGCCCAGCUGCCUGCCCUGGCCUGCCCCCACCCAGCCCCCACUGCACCACCCUUCCCGCCAGAGCUCCCACUGCCCCCGGCAGACCCUUCAUGCAGCUUCUCCUGUGGGGUCUUGCCCUUGAAGUGCCACUUCCCCCAGCCCCACCUCUGGUCCCUUCCAGAGGGCACCCUUAGCCUUGUAGGUCCCUGGGAAGCUGGCACAGCAUCAACCAGAAGUGAUGCCUCAGCCAGGCCACCAGUCGCUCCCCGCCUGGGAGCUCAGCUUUCCUCAGAACCACCCCCCCUGUCUGAAGCUCUGUCCUGGGUCCCACCAGACUUCUGCCCACCAGGCCUACCUACAGCAUCCACAUGGGGCCUCAGGAAGGGCCCCGGGGGCCCAGGGAUGGGCAGGGGCAGGGUUUCCAAGCGCCUGGGGCUCCAUUCUCCUCUGUCCACCCACCCACACCCCUUGGCCUCAGCCUGCCCUGUACCCAAGCUUCCCUCCCCCUCUCCUGGGGAUCUUAACGGCCUUGUUCUCUCUCCCUGGCACCCACCCCCAGGGCGGGUGAUGCCGCCAAGAGAGAGGGAGGCCGUUGCUAGGUGAUGGCGCCGCCAUGCACACACCCUUUGUGCUGGGGAGUGACACCCACCCGUUUCUCAGCAGACCUGUUGCCACGGUGACUGAAGCCCCCAGCUCUGUCUGUAGAAACUUCAGAUGGGUGGGGGAGCAGGUUGGAGAGGGGACCAAAGGCAGGCCUGUCGUGCUGAAGCUCUUGGGGACCGUUUCCUCGGCAUUUCCCCAACUCCUUCUCCACCCCCCUGCCAGGCCCGGAAGUACCACCAGCUUCCUAAGGGAUGCAGGAAGGGGCCGGGUGAACUGAGGUGAAGUCCAGGGCAGGGGAGUCAGACCCCUCAACAUCCUGUUUAGGGGUCCUCCUCCACAAAGGGUGCCCUCCACCUCUCCCUCCUGCUGGUUGGCCGGCUCAGAGAUGAAGGGGGAGAGAUGGUGGCUCCAAGGCUCUGCCACCGCCACCUCCCAAGCCUGCCAACGUGAAUGGCUUGCAGAAUCAGUCAGCAGGCCAGCGGCCUUGGGAAAGAGCCACUGUCCUCGCAGCCUGGGCCAGCUGGGGGAACAAUGUAGGGUUUGUUGCUUAGGGGUCCCAGGCUUGCGGGGGGGUUGGCACAUGGUGGGCAGUGGACUUGAGCUGGGAUGGUCUGAGGGGGCACUGACACGCUCACCCGAGGGCAGACUUCAGACCAGCCCUCAGAUCCUGAUGCCAGGUUACAGGGCUGAGGGGAGCCUGAAAUCCACUGGGUCUCCCUGCUCCACUUGGGAGUCACCUUCUCAUCACCUAUCCUGGAACUGAAUGCAAUUACUUAAACUCAGUCUCAGCUUCCUCAUCUGUAAAAUGGGAAUAAUCUGUCCUUCACAGAGGAUUAUGGUCAUUUAAUGAGACAAGAUACAUAAAGCACUUUGCAUGGUGCCCCGAACCUUUUAUUCCUUCCUCUCCUUUGGGAAUUCAAUUCUCUAGUGUUAGGAGCAGGCUUGGCCCAGGGAUUCUUAAAUGCAUCCAGGUUUUGGCAUCAAAGGGCCCCAAACAUGACAAUUUACCUAUACUCAUGGUCUGUUCCCAUUCAACUUUAAUAGGUUAUGUGUGUUUUUUUUUUCUUAAGAGCUGGGUGGGGGGGUCUCACUAUGUUGCCCAGGCUGGCUUUGAACUCCUGGGCUCAAGCAGUCCUCCUGUCUCAGCCUCCUGAGUAGCUGGGACUACAAGUGUGUACCACCAUGCCUGGCUGAACACUUUUUUUUUUUUGAGACAAGAUCCCACUCAGUCACUCAAGCUGAGUGCUGUGGUGUGAUCACAGCUCAUUGCAGCCUCCACUUCCUGGGCUCAAGCGAUUCUCCUGCCUCAGCUUCCUGAGUAGCUGGGACUACAGGUGCGCACUACCACGCCUGUCUAAUUUUUGAUUAUUUGUAGAGAUAGGGUCUCACUAUUUUGCCCAGGCUGGUCUCAAACUCCCAGACUCAAGUCAUUCUCCUACCUCGGGCUCCCAAAGUACUGGGAUUACAGGCAUGAGCACCUGGCCCCUGAACAAAUUCUUUAAGUCAUAUUAGCACCUGCUGCACGCCGGCACUGUGGAAGGAGGAUGCUUGCUUGCUUCCUGGUAACCAGCUCUCUUAUCUCAAACCUCAAUCCUCAGUGAGGAUCACAGGAUCUGAGAAAGGCACCUUGGCCUGGAAACAGCCCCAGAUGAGUGAGAUUGCUGGUCCUCUCCCGGGAUCCCAGGCCCAGGAAAACCUAGCCAUGCUUGCAGUCAGGAGAGGGCAGGGGAUAGAGCCCUGGCUCCCAUUCAACCUCCUUAGCCAGGAGGACAUGUCCCAUUUUGCUUAGGAGUUGGGAGGUACCCUAGAAUCACUUAGCUUCAGAUGCCAAAUUCCAUCCACAUUCUUUCCUCCAACUCUCUGGCAGUGGGGAACUGCCUCUCCAGGCAGGGAACUGCUCUGACAGGUCUGAUGACUGCCUCCAGGAGGAAGCCCUGGGCACCAAUGAAGGUGAGGGGCUGGAGGGCCCAGGACGGGGAGUCAAGGUCCCCACUCCCAGGACUAAGGGACAGUUUGGCUCCUUUUUCCUGCAGUGGGAGGGGUGAGAAGGGCUGGGGUGUUCUGCAAGGGCCUGCUCCAUUUUCCAGGGUGAAGGAGAGGCCGAGGGAGGUGGAGCGGGAGGAGGUGGGGCUUACUGUGAAACUGGGUCAAGAUGGCCUCGGAUUUGAGCAGGCAGGGUCACCAGGCUCUGAGGCAGCAGCUGUGAGCAGUGCCGAGGGAGGACCAGCUCUGACGGUGAGGUCGGGUGGGGGACUAGAAUCCAGCAGAGGAGCGAGGGCAGGGCUCCUACCAGGAAACCCAUAGCAUUGACACUAACUGAGAGGCAGCAAAGGCGGUGACACUCCCCCAGGCUCUGUGGGCCCAGCCCUACCCCUGAAGCACAGUUAACUGGUUCUGGGGUAGGAACUGGGGGCCGGAGGGACAGGGUUCUGGUUCUGGCUCAACCUUGGCUGCUGGUGAGAUCCAGGGCCUGGGAAAGAGGGGCUGAGGCCUGAACUGGGCCUAAGGAGAGUGCAGCUCAGUUCGCACACAACAGCACCCAGCCCUGUCCCCUUGCUGCCUCUACCCAGCCCUGGGCAGUUCCCUCAACAGAGCUCUGCAGCCCCAAGUGGCAGCUGCUGGCUCAAAGCUGGGACUACAUGAAAGUCUGAAAAGAGAAUGAGAAGGAGGUGGCGCAAGAGCCUGGACGCACGUGUGGGAGGCCGUUUUGUGCAGCGCCAUUGUGCUCCCCGGGCGGGCAUGUGCUCGCGCUCCGUGGCUCUGUUGGUGCCCAGCGUGCGGGGGUGUGCUGGUGGCCCUGUGGGCCUGUAGGGCAACCCAUGCCAACUGCGGAAAAGUAACCAGCACCAUACACCCCCCCCAACACAAAACUGGUCAUUUAUUUUUUUUGUUGUCAUUGUUAUUAGGAAGCAAAAAAAUGUACAGUUACAAGAAUCAUUUUCCAAACAGAGGUUAAAUAUGAGCUGAAAAGUGUAAAAAAGGAAGAGGAACAUCACUUUACAAAUCAUUAAAUUAAACAAAUAAACAAACAGAACCCAAAGAACCAA